Erythranthe guttata (spotted monkey flower) is the source of this 1765-nucleotide messenger RNA. Its product is annotated as mannan endo-1,4-beta-mannosidase 5. Gene Ontology annotation, biological process: polysaccharide catabolic process. The record is from RefSeq and is a predicted model, not a curated record. Gene Ontology annotation, molecular function: mannan endo-1,4-beta-mannosidase activity. NCBI's taxonomy places the organism in Eukaryota, Viridiplantae, Streptophyta, Magnoliopsida, Lamiales, Phrymaceae.
CUAUUUUUAGUAAGCUUCCAAAUCAUUAUAAAUACCCAUGCAAUGCAUCUAAAUCACCACCACCACCACCACCAUUUCUUAUACUGAUUCUCAUUCUCAUUCUUUCUUUUAGCAGCAAUUUAAAUUAUAUAAUAAUGAGGUUCAGUGUCGUUUCUUUUCUGCUCAUCUUCUUAGGAACCCUAAUUAUUUCUUGCCAAGCUGCUGCUGCUGCUGCUGCUACUUCUCCAAGAAACCUAGCUUUUGUCAGGACAAGGGGGUCCCACUUUGUUCUCCACGGAUCACCAUUUCUGUUCAAUGGUUUCAACUCUUAUUGGAUGAUGCAUGUUGCUGCCGACCCUAACCAGAGGUACAAGGUUUCCGAGGUUUUCAGAGAAGCUUCUGCUGCCGGCCUCUCUGUCUGCAGGACUUGGGCUUUCAGCGAUGGGGGUGAUCUCCCCCUCCAAAUUUCCCCUGGAACCUACGACGAACGUGUCUUUCAGGGACUGGAUUUUGUUGUGUCUGAAGCAAGAAAGUAUGGGAUUCGGUUGAUAUUGAGUUUGGUGAAUAACUACAAUGAUUUUGGGGGCAGACCACAGUAUGCCAAAUGGGGUAGAAAUGCAGGAGCACAGAUCAAUACUGAUGACGAUUUCUAUACACAUCCACUUCUCAAAGAUUAUUACAAGAACCACAUCAGGAGAGUGGUGACAAGAUUCAACACCAUAACUAGAACUUUUUACAAGGAUGACCCCACCAUCAUGGCAUGGGAACUCAUGAACGAGCCCCGCUGCCAAGCUGAUUACUCUGGAAGAACUGUCAACGGUUGGGUUGAAGAAAUGGCAAGAUUCGUGAAAUCACUGGAUAGAAAGCAUUUGCUUGAGAUAGGAAUGGAAGGGUUUUAUGGAGACACAAUGCCUCAGAGGAAACAAGUCAAUCCUGGUUACCAAGUUGGUACUGAUUUCAUUUCCAACAAUCUUAUCACUGACAUCGAUUUCGCUACCAUACACGCCUACCCUGAUAUCUGGUUAUCGGGUAAAAGUGAGAAUGAGCAAAUGGGAUUCAUGGAGAGAUGGAUGGCGAAUCAUUGGAACGACGCAAGAACAGUGCUGAAGAAGCCAUUAGUAAUUGCAGAAUUUGGAAAGUCAAGCAAAGAUGUGGGAUUCAGUUUGAACGAGAGAGACUUGUACAUGGGGAAUGUAUACAGAGAUAUAUACAGAUUUGCAAGAACAGGAGGUACAAUGAGUGGAAGCUUGGUGUGGCAGCUGAUGGCACAAGGAAUGGAUGAAUACAACGAUGGUUACGACAUCGUCUUAUCUCAAAGCCCUUCAACUGCAGGCAUCAUGUCCAGGCAAUCACAUGCCAUGAAUGCCUUGUCUCAUUUGUUUUCAACUCAUAAUAUUAAUAAUGCUAAUAAUAAUGGUCCACAUGCUCAUGUGAAUGGAGUCAUGGUGACACGAGGACAUCAUCAUCAUCAUGCGAAGCAUGGUCAUGGAAGAGGACAUCAUCAGAGGAAAUCAAAUAUUGGUCAUCUCCAUGGAAAAAAUAUUAAUCCUUGAUUUAAAUUCAUAAUUAAUUUUUAAUUUUUCAGAAUAAGAUAUAUAUAGAUAUAAGAUGGAUGUCUCGAUCUAUAGAUAGUAGUGUACUUGUUUUUAAUAAGGUUCAUUACUUGUAGCUGACAAUGGGAUAUGGGAGAAAAAUAUUCCAUUUAUUUAAUUUCGUUCCAAGUGUUAUUGUAACUGUACGUUUCUUGUUAUUCUAUGUAAUUCGUAAUAAUCAAAUCAAGUUGUUU